Molecule: messenger RNA, 1002 nt
Organism: Alternaria incomplexa
Lineage: Eukaryota; Fungi; Ascomycota; Dothideomycetes; Pleosporales; Pleosporaceae
Exons: 3
Coding region: 1-1002 (333 amino acids)
Biological process (GO): mannosyl-inositol phosphorylceramide biosynthetic process
Molecular function (GO): mannosyltransferase activity
Source: RefSeq, a predicted model, not a curated record
AUGCGGAGAGGCGUCACCAUGUUCCUGCUCGUCACCAUCGUCGUCCUCGGCUUCGCGGUACACAGCGUAUGGACACUGCUCGGUCUUCUGAUUGCGACUGGCCGCGAGGAUGCCAUUCUCCGCGGAGAACUCCCUGCGCCCAACUCGAGCGCGAUUAGUGAUGCGCCGCAAUUGAUCCCCAAGAUCAUCCACCAGACGUACAUCAACGACAGCAUACCGCUGCACUGGAAGGGCCCCCAGCAGAGCUGCCUGGACCUCCAUCCCGACUACGAGUACAAGCUGUGGACCGACAAGAAGUCGCGCGAGUUUAUCGCUCAAGAAUACCCAUGGUUCCUCGAGACCUUCGACGGCUACCCCUACCCCAUCCAGCGCGCCGAUGCUAUUCGCUACUUUGUCCUCCACCACUUUGGUGGAAUCUACAUUGACCUGGACGAUGGAUGCAACCGCAGUCUCGACCCUCUUCUUGCCUACCCAGCCUGGGUUCGCCGCACCAUUCCCACUGGUAUCUCAAACGAUGCCAUGGGCGCGGUCCCUCGUCACCCCUUCUUCCUCAAGGCCAUUGACUCGCUGACCGACUACAACCGUCGCUGGCCACUCCCCUACAUCACCGUCAUGGCCUCCACCGGACCUCUCUUCCUCAGUCUUGUGUGGAGACAUUACAACAACGCCGGCCCCAUCGACCAGAACCGCGUGCGCAUCCUGUUCCCCGAAGAAUACAACAACCACCCCUGGAGUUUCUUCACUCACCACCUCGGAAACAGCUGGCACAGGACCGAUGUCAAGAUCAUCUUCUGGCUCGCCAAGCACUGGCUCCUUGUUACCGUCUUCGGAUUCGUUGUUGGAUUUGCAAUCCUCGGCAUGUUGUACAAGUUCUUCGUUCUCAACAAGCGCACGACCGGACCUGGAUCGCCAAAGAUGCGCUACUUCAACCAAAGGAUGCCCUUCUACCGUCGCAUCAGCCAAAAACGGAGCUUCGAGCUCGACGACCGCCACGAAGUCUAA